AUGGGAUCCAAAACCUUCGGGAAUUUUGGGCUCCACUGCACUUUACUGUUACUUCUAGUUGCCUCUUUGCAUGGCAUAACGACAGAGAGCUUAGCUCACAAGCGUCGCAACAACGGCGGGUCGGCGAGGAAGUGGGAGAGGGCGAGUGGUGUCAGUUGCAAGAACAUGUUCCGAGGGAGGUGGGUUUACGACGAGACCUACCCGCUCUACGACUCCUCAAGUUGCCCCUUUCUGCAGCCAGAGUUCGAUUGCCAGCGAUACGGCCGGACCGACAAGAUGUACCUCAAGUACAGGUGGAAGCCUGAUGGUUGUGAGCUCCCAAGGUUCGACGGCCAAGAUUUGCUGAAGAGGUGGAAAGGCAAGAAGAUUAUGUUUGUGGGGGACUCCAUCAGCUUGAACCAGUGGCAGUCACUGGGCUGUAUGCUUCAUGCCGCGGUGCCGAACGCCAGGACGACCUACACAAGAAAGGAGGCUCUCUCCACCAUCGCAUUCGAGGAUUAUGGAGUGUCGGUAGUGUACUACCAUACCACAUACCUGGUGGACAUAGUGAACGAACCCAUCGGCCGCGUCCUGAAGCUCGAUUCCAUCCAGUCUGGCUCGGUGUGGCUGGGCGCCGACGUGUUAAUCUUCAAUACCUGGCAUUGGUGGACUCACAGAGGAAACAGCCAACCAUGGGACUAUGUACAGGACGGAGUCCAGGUUUACAGAGACAUGGAUAGGUUGCUGGCCUUCAACAAGGGGCUAGCUACUUGGGCCAAAUGGGUGGAUUCCAACGUCAAUCCUGCCACAACCAAAGUCUUCUUCCAAGGGAUAUCCCCAACCCAUUACCUAGGGGUCGAUUGGGGAGACCCAAGUGCAAAGAACUGUUACAGACAGAUCCAACCAGUCAAAGGAUCAACUUACCCUGGUGGUCCAGUUCCAGCUCAAGGCAUCGUGAAGAGUGUUCUUAGUACCAUGACAAAGCCAGUUUAUCUGCUUGACAUAACCUUGCUCUCCCAACUCAGAAAAGACGCACAUCCAUCUGCAUACAGUGGAGACCACGCAGGCAUGGAUUGCAGCCACUGGUGCGUUUCCGGCCUUCCAGAUACUUGGAAUCAGAUCCUAUAUGCAGCACUCUGUUGAUGGAAUAGAUGUUUCUGACAAUAUUUGUGGAAGGACUAGAAAGUACACAAUUGGUAACUGUUUAGAAGUUAGGAAGAAUUAUUUUCAAUAUCUGUUAAUGUAUUAUUCAGUGAUUCAAUGGGGGGUAUGGUCAGUGAUAAUAAUCUCUUGCUUGGACA
Musa acuminata AAA Group (dessert banana) is the source of this 1280-nucleotide messenger RNA. Its product is annotated as protein trichome birefringence-like 37. Gene Ontology annotation, cellular component: Golgi apparatus. The transcript is spliced from 5 exons. The record is from RefSeq and is a predicted model, not a curated record. Lineage: Eukaryota; Viridiplantae; Streptophyta; Magnoliopsida; Zingiberales; Musaceae. Gene Ontology annotation, molecular function: O-acetyltransferase activity. The coding region runs from base 1 to 1122 and encodes 373 amino acids.